AUGGAAAAAGCAAAGUUUGUUUACUUAUUUUGUGUCCUGUUUUCAGGAGGAAUGGCAAAGAGUUACUUCAAACAAGAGCAUGAUCUUGAGAAGAGGAGGGCAGAGGCUGCUAGGAUCAGGGAGAAGUACCCAGAUAGGAUUCCGGUGAUUGUGGAGAAGGCAGAAAGAAGUGAUAUACCAAACAUUGACAAGAAAAAGUACCUUGUUCCAGCUGACUUGACUGUAGGACAGUUUGUCUAUGUCAUCCGCAAAAGGAUCAAGUUGAGUGCAGAAAAGGCAAUCUUUAUAUUUGUGGAUAAUGUCCUCCCACCCACAGGUGCUAUCAUGUCUGCCAUAUAUGAGGAGAAAAAGGAUGAAGAUGGGUUUCUCUAUGUUACCUACAGCGGAGAGAACACUUUCGGGUCACGGAUUCCACUUUAA
This is a messenger RNA of Dovyalis caffra, 420 nucleotides long. Lineage: Eukaryota; Viridiplantae; Streptophyta; Magnoliopsida; Malpighiales; Salicaceae. The record is from the annotation of a GenBank genome assembly.